Molecule: messenger RNA, 2256 nt
Organism: Rhagoletis pomonella (apple maggot)
Lineage: Eukaryota; Metazoa; Arthropoda; Insecta; Diptera; Tephritidae
Exons: 1
Coding region: 1-2256 (751 amino acids)
Molecular function (GO): nucleic acid binding
Source: RefSeq, a predicted model, not a curated record
AUGCUUGACAACGCACUAAUUGAAGAGCUCGGGUUACGUGGCCGGACUGAACGCUUGAACCUACAGUGGUUCGGAGGACGUGCCACCCAAGAGCCAGCCGUGGUGGUAGACUUACUCGUGAGUGGUGCCAAUAUGCAAAAGAGACAUAAACUACGAAGGGUUUAUGGUGUUUCAAACCUGCAGCUACCUUCUCAGAGCCUGAGUAAAGCCGAUUUGCGUUGCCAUGAAAAACAUUUAAAUAAGCUGGCAGUUCAGCCAUACGCGCAAGUCAAGCCAAAGCUGUUAAUCGGACUCGACCACUGCCACCUUGGUUUGCCGUCAACCACAAUGCAGCUAAACAAGUGUGGGCCGUUUGCCGCGAAUACUGAGUUGGGAUGGGUUGUGUUUGGACCAACAACCAACUCUUAUCCGACAUUGCCAUCAUGUUUAUUCGUUAACUGCCACACUGAGCAGUCGCUACACAAUGCGGUUGCCGAAUAUUUCGAGACGGAAAGCUUUGGGGUUCGAGCUGCGCCUGCCAUCGAGAGUGAAGCUGAUAUCCGUGCUCGCGAAAUCUUGAGGUCCACUACGUGCCGUGUUGAAGGAAGAUAUCAGACUGGUCUGCUCUGGAAGCGUCCCGACAUACAGCUACCUGCGAGCUAUGCUAUGGCCUUGAGGAGAUUAGCGGGUAUUGAAGCAAAAAUGAGGCGCGAUACAAACUUUGCCGCUGAAUAUAAGCGCAUCAUGAAUUCCUACGUCGCGAAGAACUACGCAAGAAAGCUGUCGCCAGAAGAAGCCGCUUUAACCAACGAUAGGACAUGGUACUUGCCUCACUUCGCCGUCAGCAAUCCCAACAAGCCAGGCAAGUUACGUAUGGUGUUCGACGCGGCUGCUGAGGUGGACGGUGUGUCCCUCAAUUCACAGCUCAUGAAGGGUCCACAGGAAUAUCGGCCUUUGCCUGCUAUACUAUUUCACUUUCGUGAAGGAGCAAUAGGCGUGUGUGGUGACAUCAAAGAGAUGUUCCACCAGGUGCUGGUUCAACGUGACGAUAGACGUGCGCAACGAUUUCUUUGGCGCAAUGGUGAUACCACCAGACAGCCCGAAGUGUAUGAGAUGCGCGUAAUGACCUUUGGAGCAGCAUGUUCGCCUUGCGCCGCCAACUAUGUGAAGAAGAUCAACGCGUUAGAGUAUCGCAAAAAAGUCAGUGGUGCUGUCCGAGCCGUGAAAUCGAUACUGGACUACCAUUAUGUCGAUGACUAUGUCGAUAGCUUCGACACAGAAGAAGAAGCAGCUGACAUCACGAAACAAGUUCGAGCAAUACACAAGAUGGCCGGUUUCGAUCUUUGCAAUUUCGCGUCGAACUCGUCAAGAGUGACAGAAGCCCUUGGUGGCGACGGAGCUACCCGUCAAAUAGCCAAGAAGGAAGGAGUACUGGUGGACAGAGUUCUCGGUUUGUUUUGGCAGGCAUCGACCGACACCUUUGGAUUUAAACUGAAGUUCAACAACGUAGAAUCCAGCGUAUUGAACGGAAUGCGCCGUCCGACAAAGCGAGAACUCCUCAGCGUGGUCAUGUCCAUCUUCGACCCGCUGGGAUUUCUGAGCAAUUUUGUAGUGAGUGCUAAGAUACUCAUGCGGGAGGUGUGGAAGCAUGACAUCCGGUGGGACGAACCAUUGCCAAACAACGUAAACGCCGCAUGGGAAUGCUGGCGUAAGCAACUUUCAACGGUCGCCGAAUAUGUCGUUCCUCGGUACUAUUUUCUAAACGGCAAACCUAAAGCUCUGCAGCUCCAUGUCUUCGUCGACGCUAGCGAGGAUGCCUUUGCUGCGGUGGCCUACUGGAGGUCAACCAAUGCCGUCGGUGAGGUGGAAGUCGCAUUUAUCUCCGCAAAAACCAAAUGCGCGCCGAUGAAGUCUUUGACGGUGCCUCGAUUGGAGCUUCAGGCAGCCGUGCUGGGUACGCGUUUAAUGAGCUGCGUCCGGGAGCAACACUCCUUGGACAUUGAUGACUGCAUCAUUUGGAGUGACUCCAAAACGGUAAUCCAGUGGCUUCGCAGCGAACAUCGGCGCUAUAAGCCAUUUGUGCAGCAUCGGAUCGCCGAGAUAUUAGCCGCAACUACUACCGCAAAUUGGAGAUGGCUACCUACCGAGGACAAUGUCGCCGAUGAGGCCACUCGAGCUAAUAACUUUAUCGACUUCAGCUCAUCUGCACGUUGGACCUGCGGCCCACCAUUUUUGUUACGAGAAGAGCAGGCUUGGCCGUCAGAGGGCUUCACAUGA